Molecule: messenger RNA, 802 nt
Organism: Paramecium tetraurelia
Lineage: Eukaryota; Ciliophora; Oligohymenophorea; Peniculida; Parameciidae
Exons: 3
Cellular component (GO): endoplasmic reticulum
Molecular function (GO): protein-folding chaperone binding; misfolded protein binding
Source: RefSeq, a predicted model, not a curated record
AUGAAAAAUAAAAUAAAGUUUUUCUUUUCUCAAUUGAAAUUCAACCCAAACAAGAACUAUUAUCAAAUUUUGAACUUAACAAAUAAAUCUACUUAGGAAGAAAUCAAAACUGCUUAUUAUACCUUAGCAAAACUAUAUCAUCCAGAUAAAAAUCCUGAUCAAAUUGACAAAUUUAAAGCCAUAAAUGAAGCAUAUGAGGUUUUAAAAAAUCCAUCAACUAAAAAAGAUUAUGAUGAAUCAUAAGUUAAUCCUCAAUAAUUUUAGAAAAAACAAUAUGAUCGAUAAUAUCAUUAACACUCAACAUAUAGUUAUUAAUAGAGCGUAAAUCAUGAAUAAUUCAGAAGGAUGUAUGAGGAAUACAAAAGAUAGCAAACUCAUUAUGAAUAUUAAUAUCAUUCAAAAGCAUCUUACGACAAAGAUGAUCCAUUUAAGUAAUACAAGAAAUAUACCUAAGAAGAAUAAUUUGAACUUUAUUCAGGUAGAGCAGCUACCAUGAGAUAUUUAAUGAUUUUUAUGUUGGGGAUGGCUGGAUAUGUUUUUUUUGAGUUGUUUGGUUUGAUAAUGGAAAACAGAUAAAUUGUUGUUGUGGAUCAGAACACUGGUCAAUAAUAUGUAACUACGAAAGAUGAUUUCAGGAGAAUAUAAUAAAAAACAAGAGAAUAGAUGGAUUAUGAGAGGAGAAGGGCAAUUCUAAAAUAAAUUUAAGAUGAGGAAUUAAGAAUGAUGAGACAAAACUAAUAGCAGACUGAAUUCAAAAAAUGAUUGUUGUUUUUAUCAACUCUAUUAUAUAUACAGUAAAUUC